Prorocentrum cordatum is the source of this 951-nucleotide messenger RNA. The record is from the annotation of a GenBank genome assembly. Lineage: Eukaryota; Dinophyceae; Prorocentrales; Prorocentraceae.
CGGCCCGCAGGAGGAGGCCGAGAUCCUGGAGUCGCUCCAGUCGGCCGUGGCGGCCCUCGGGGACGAGGCGUCGGUCGACCACCCGCUGGUCGAGGCAUGCGACAAGAUCAUGCUGGCGUACAGGGACAAGGCGGCGCUGCUGAAGCGCAACUGGACAGACGAGAUGUUCCAGGACGGCGAGGAGGUGAACGAGGGCCGCGUCGCCGAGAUCGAGGCCGAUCUGGCGCACAUCCUCGGCUCGUCCGGUGGCAAGGGCCUGGAGGACGGCGGCAACCUGGGGGGCGCCCUGGACCUGGUCGGCGUGUACAUAUCGAAGGAGGAGAAAACUACAAGCUGGACAAGGCGGACGCAGUGCUGUCCAGGUGCGGCCCGCACGUGUCGCGGCGCGGGGGCGUGUGGAUGGUCAAGUGGCUAAACCACGUCUCCACGGUGCGCAUGAAGCAGAACCGGCACCUCGAGGCGCUCGAGAUGCUCUACGACCUCGAGCUGUACAGCCCCUACUCGCCCGAGGAGGCCCCGGAGUUCUUCGAGACCCUCUACCGGAACCUCGCGUGGGCCCACAAGGCCCUGGGGCAGAUCGACGAGGCCGUGGUCUACUUCGAGAGGAUGGCCCGGUCGUCCAAGGCCCACAAGGGCAGCAUGGACUGGUUCGACUGCUGGGACAUCGGCAAGCUGGCGGCGACCCGCGGGUACCGCGACAAGGACAUGACAUGCCGCAGUUCUACAAGGGCCGUGCACUGGUCGAGCGGGCGCUGGACAUGCACCAGGAGGCGGAGCCCGAGGACCUGGUCAUGCGGGCGAAGGUCCACGACUCGCUGGCGGAGUGCUACAUCUGGGAGCCGAUUCUGCCAGGGAGGCCGGCCUCGGUGCAGAACGUGUCCAACACGCCGCCGACGCUCGUGGCAAGCGGUCGGAUCACUUCUGCAUCGAAGCGGUUCUUUUCGGACGGGG